AUGGUGAAAAUCAGCUGCGCGGCGAUAAACGGCGUUAAAGCCAAGAAAGAGGAGCGCGAGGAACCGGAGCACAUCUACAGCCCACCGCAGCACGUGGGCGUGUCCCGGCGCUCGUCUCUGAGUGGUCUUUGCUGUUUACUGAUCGCUCUCAUCAUCAGUACCUGCAGCCUGGUGUACGCCUCCAUCUACAUCUACCGUUAUUAUAUCAUCCCUCAGGCAGAUGAGUCUCAGUUCCGGUGCAGUGUGUAUUAUGAAGACACUCAGAAGGCACCUCAGCACAAUCGAGAAGAGCUACAUGAGAACAUCAACAUCAACCUGCAGAACAACUACGAAAGAAUCAGCAUCAACGCUGGCAACACAAACCCAUACACACGCCCUGCCACCAUCAUCCAUGACUUCAACAAGGGUCUGACUGCAUAUCAUGACAUCACUAUGGAUAAGUGUUACAUCAGCAUGUUGAACAGCAGCAUUGUUCUGCCACCAAGGAACCUGUGGAAACUCCUCAUCAAUGUCAAACUGAGAACCGGCAACGAGGCGUCUCUCCCUCAGACGUACCUGGUUCAGGAGGAGAUGGUGGUGUCUGAGCAGGUGAUGAACACACAUGUGUUUGGUGAGUUUAUCCACAGACUGUGUGAGGGAAAACCAACAUAUCAGAUCAGACGCCGCCUCACACGCCGCCGUAUUGCCAAGCGGGAGGAGCAGAUCUGUCACUCGAUCCGACACUUUGAGAACAAGUUUGUAAUGGAUACGCUGAUUUGUGAUGUGCCCUGAAUCUUAACUUCCACCUCACAUGACUCUCAUUUCCUAUCUUAAUGAUUAGUUUAUUUAUUUCAUGCUUUAAUUGAUUUCUUGAUAACAGUGCUUCCAUUAAUCACCCAGUAGCACUGUGUGUGUGUGCGUGCGUGUGUGUAAUAUGAAGUAUAUGUUCAUCUGCACAUUGAACCACAUUUUAAAAUAGCAUUAGUUGACUAAAAGUAAUAAUGGCAAUUAUUGAAAACACAUUUGACUCUCCCACAUGUACAGGGAAGUGCAGUAAUGGUAGCUUACCAUGUGGUGAACAUGAUUAUCACUGUAUGUUGUAUAAUGGAUUAUUAGCAUAGGACCAGUUAUUUCCUUGUCUAACCCUUGACUAUGCACUUGUCCAGUCCAUGUAGCACUUAAUACCCUGUAACUGUGUUCAUUUAUCUGUAUCAACAUUUUCACUGAUUGUUGUUUCUAUAGCUGGAAUAUUUAGUUUGUCUUUACAUUGCAUGAAUCUCUACACAUU
Messenger RNA from Neoarius graeffei (lesser salmon catfish), 1267 nucleotides. RefSeq names its product integral membrane protein 2C-like. NCBI's taxonomy places the organism in Eukaryota, Metazoa, Chordata, Actinopteri, Siluriformes, Ariidae. The transcript is spliced from 6 exons. Gene Ontology annotation, molecular function: amyloid-beta binding. Gene Ontology annotation, cellular component: Golgi apparatus; extracellular exosome; plasma membrane. Gene Ontology annotation, biological process: negative regulation of amyloid precursor protein biosynthetic process. The record is from RefSeq and is a predicted model, not a curated record. The coding region runs from base 1 to 771 and encodes 256 amino acids.